Messenger RNA from Chelonoidis abingdonii (Abingdon island giant tortoise), 4110 nucleotides. NCBI's taxonomy places the organism in Eukaryota, Metazoa, Chordata, Testudines, Testudinidae. The record is from RefSeq and is a predicted model, not a curated record.
AUGGGUCAGAACCAGGACCUGAAUCCUCCAUCAUCAGCUGCCCACGACGGGCAUUCACCACCUGAACUAAAGAUAGAGGUGUUAGCUGUGGACAAUUUCAAGAGAUUCAAGAAUAAGCUGCGAGCAGCCCCGUUGGAGGAGAGGUACAAAGCCAUCUCCUGGCGCCAGCUGGAGAAGGGGGACCCUGUGGAUGUUAGCAACCUGCUGAUCAGUCACUAUGGGGAGUGCUAUGGGAUGGAGGUGACUGUGCAGGUGCUAGGAGACAUCAACCAGAGAAACCUGGCAGAGAGGCUCAGCAGAGCUGAGGGAAGACGAGCCACACAGGGAAUUCUGGAGAAGUUGAACUUGGAGCAAUACAGAAGCAGGCAGCUCAGACUGAGGGAUCUCCAGGAGAUCAGCCCAGAGAGCAGAGAGACCUGGGCUCCUGUGACAUUAGGGGAUUUACCUUGGCAUUUCCUGAGGAAAGUCAUGGCUCUGAAUGGGACAGCCAGAAACACAAGGCUUGUGCAUGGGGCAACUGAUGAUCAAGAGACCAAUGAGGAGCAGGAAGUACAUAUUGAUGACAAUAAUCUUUCCCUGAGUAACAUGGACAGUAGCAGUUCUCUGAACCCCCUCGAUGUUCUCUGCGCCGUUCUGCUUUGCUCAGACAGUUUCCUGCAGCAGGAGAUCCUGUCCAAAAUGUCCAUGUGUCAGUUUGCCCUCCCUCUGCUGCUGCCUGCCCUCGACACCCCCAAGUGCACCCUAAUGCUGUGGGCCAUGAGGGACAUUGUGAAGAAGUGGAGGCCGCAUUCCCUGGCAGAGAGCAGAGGGUUCAGAGAGGAGAGCCCGGUGCUCACCAAAAUGCCAACCAUUUCCUUUGUACGGAUGGGGAGCUGCAGCUUCUCCAAGUCCAAACUCCUCAAUGACAUACUGAGCCUUUCGCAGCAGCACCACGAUUUCUUUGUCCAUUGUGACAUGGAGUCUGGGAACGUCCCUCGGGAAAUCGCAGAUGGGCUGGUCUAGAUUUUCUGGUAUUUAUCAGCUGGGAAGGAGAGCUCAGAUCUUUUCCCAGAACCCAUCGCAGUUACAAACCUGCACGGAGACAUUGAGUCGCAUUGGCUGCAGGUCAGCUUUUUAACAGAGGUCUCCUCAGCAGUGUUCAUAGUUACUGAGAGCAUCAAUGAGAGACAAUACGCACUGUUAUCAUCUCUGCAGGGAUCAGCUACUAAAUACUACUUCAUCUUUAACUGCAAAAUUGAGAAACCUGAGGAGACCCUGGGAUUCCUUUAUAAAUUAGAGUCAGUGCUGAAACUAGACAAACUAAGCAUGCUGAUGACAGAGAACACCCUAAAUCAUGCUCAGUUUGUGGAGAAGCUGCAGUUCACCAUUGGAAGCCUAACGGAGUCCUCCCUCAAGAGAACCUCCGUAGCAGACACAGCUGUGACAGCACGAGAAUUAGGUAUCCGGGUGGAUGAGGACUCUGAGGAAUGCCAAAGCGCGAGAAAACAGGUGGCAGAAAUCACAGCGGAAAUAAAGGACGUGGCAAAGUACAAAAGGGAAAUGUUGAGACUCUCAGAGGAUCAGUGCAAAAAGUUGGCCAUGGUGGAGAAAGAGCUGCACCGAAUGCAAUGGCAAGGGGACACUGCCACUGGGAUCCAGGCAUCUCAGCAAAGAAAGGAAUGGUUGGACUUACAGACUAAAUGUGAGCUUACUGAUGGGAUAGUCAAGUUUAUUACUGGGCUAGGAAAACUCUCUCAAGUGACUCUCUCAGAUGUUCUGACCCAGCUUCAUGCCAAGCUGGGAGGAAGGUCCAAAAUGCUGGUUCUAACAGUGCUGGGAGGGCAGAGCACUGGAAAAUCCACCCUCCUCAACACCAUGUUCAGCCUGCAGUUUGCAGUAAGCAGUAGCCAACAUACACGAGGAGCCUUCAUGUCAGUCGUUAAAGUGGCAGAGAACUUUCGGCAAGAACUGGGCUGUGAUUUCCUCCUGGUAAUAGACACAGAAGGCGUGAAAGCCCCCGAACUGGCCAAGUUGGAGGACAGUUAUCGACGUGACAAUGAGCUGGCCACACUGGUGAUUGGACUGAGUGACAUAAUCAUCGUUAACAUGGCCAUGGAGAACGCCACUGACAUGAAAGGUGUUCUGCAAAUUACGCUAGAUACACUUCUGAAAAUGAAGAAAAUCAAGCAACAUCCAAACUGCCAGUUUGUACAUCAGAACGUCAGCGAUGUGUCCGCACAUGAACAAAACGUGGGAGACAUGUAUCAGCUCCUGGAGUCGCUGGAUGAAAUGACCAUAGCUGCAGCUUGUACAGAAAAAGGAAUCAGGAAAACGAAAUUUCCUGGCAUUCUAUAUAAUGAUGCAGAGAAACACAAUUGGUACAUCCCUGGCUUGUGGCAUGGAGUCCCUCCCAUGGCUCCAGUGAACAUGGGAUACAGUGAGAGUGUGUGUGAGCUAAAGAAAUACCUAUUUGAAUUCAUGAGACGAUACUCGUCUAAUAGACCCCUUAAGGACAUCCCCCAGUUUAGUGAAUGGAUGAAGAGCUUGUGGAAUGCUAUAAAACAUUCAAAUUCUACCUUCAGCUUGAGAAAUAGCUUUGUGGCUCACACUUAUAACCAGCUGUUUGCAAAGUAUUCUGAAUGGGAAUGGGAUUUCCGCAAGGAGAUUUACCUCUGGGGGUCUGAGCAAGAAACUUUUAUCCAGAAUCAGUCUCAAGCUGAAUUAGACCAUGUAGCUUUAAGUAAAUUAAAAGAUGAAACUUGGCAGAAACUGCAGCAAGAAGAACGGAGGCUCUUGUAUUGUUUGCAAAAAUACAUUGAAAGUGGAGCUGCAAAUGUGCUUCUGACAGAGAAGUACAGGGAAGAUUUCAUCAGGAGCACCAAUGGCCUGACAAAAGAACUCAGACGGUAUUGGUUCAGAAAGUGUGAAGAAGCACUUGACAGUCAAAGCAGCCUAGAGAGACUGAACCAUCAGAUCCAAGCCAUGAAUAUGAAAACAAUGAAAGGGAAAGCGGACAGUCUGUUGGGACACUGCAGGAAAAGAAACCUUUCCUCAGAAAGGGACACCUUUCAAAAGGAGAUCAGGAUAUUCUGUGAGGAGUGUCUGAGGCCUGCCCUGGUGGAUUACGUUAAUAGGAUGCUUGGUAUAAAAAUAGUAGGCAAUUUUCUCAACAGUGCACAGGCGAUUGGAUAUAGCAAUCGGAGCAUCUUCCAAUUUUGGUUGCUGAGCAGACUCCUGAAGGAGAUAAACUUUGAUGGUUAUGUGAAAUAUAUUAAUAACUACCAAGAGUUUGCCAAAACUUGGAUAUGGACACACCUGUUAGAUCACUACAAAGAGACUAGGGGUGUGGAAAAUUUGGAGAGAGAGCUUCUGUCCACAGUAAUAAAGAAAAUCAUGGAUGCUCUGGAGAACUCCAGGACUCAGACUGACUUUUUAGGCAGCUUUUUCAAAUAUUUGCAAAGGGAUCUUGUAAUGUCCAGGGACAGCUUAGCCAGAAUGCAGCUUAUUAUCACAAAAAACUCAAACCAGUUUCCCAGUGCUGUUCAAGUCUUUCUACGUGCACUUGAGCAAGUCUUUCUGCCUGCACUUGAGCAAACAAUCUUAUCUCAGUUUAAAGACUUGGAUGUAAAGUCUAAGCUCUCCAUCCUGCCUCUGAAGCCCGAAGAGGAGAUCUAUAAGCGCAUGUUUGGCUGUGGGAAGUGCUGUCCAUUCUGCAAAGUCCCCUGUGAAGCGGAAGGCACCGAUCACAAAAUUCAUUUUGCAUCAGUCCACCGGCCUCAAGGGCUAAUGAAACCCAAGAGAGUCUUCUUACCCUGUUUGGCACAUGGCCCAAAACUUGACUAUUCUCCUUGCUGUUCUGGAUGGCUUAUCAGGGAUUCCCAUGUCCACAUAGGUUACUGCCAUUGUUUUUGUGAAGAUAACAAUGUCUUGCGCUGUCAUUCUCCAGCAGAUUCCAGCUACAAAACUUCCAACUAUUGGAAGUUUGUUUUCAAGGAGUUCAACCAACAGUUUGCUAGAGAGUACGGUGCUAAACCAGCUGAUCUGCCCAGCGAUUGGGGUAAUAUAACCCAAGAGCAGGCACUGAAAAGUUUAGAGGAAGCUUUUAAAGGAGCAAUCUCAUGGUUGGAGUAG